Molecule: messenger RNA, 1293 nt
Organism: Penicillium longicatenatum
Lineage: Eukaryota; Fungi; Ascomycota; Eurotiomycetes; Eurotiales; Aspergillaceae
Product: class I SAM-dependent methyltransferase
Exons: 2
Coding region: 1-1293 (430 amino acids)
Molecular function (GO): methyltransferase activity
Source: RefSeq, a predicted model, not a curated record
AUGCCUCUCGACGACGACCGUAUACGGCAUUUGCCGAUCGACGACCGUAUACGCCAUCUACCCAUCGACGAUAACCGUCUACGCCAUCUCCCCCCAAUGGCUUCGUCACCACCCCCUCCGAAGCGAUACAAGUCGGAGUCCACGCCUGCCAGUGAUGCCGGUCGCUCCAGGUAUUAUCACUCCCAGUCCGUUUCCACGAGCGAGCGGGCCUCCUCGCGACAAACGUCCACCGCCAUGGACAUUUAUGUCAUUACUGAUCGCGAUCCAUCGGAGAGGGACCGCGACCGCGACAAGGAUCUUCGCGUCGGUCGUUUCACCAGCAAUGGCUCGGUCGCAUCCCGCUCCUCUCUCAUAUCACAAGCCUCGCGCCCGUCACCACCCAUCAUCAUCAACAAUCGCAAGAUUCCCGAGAAAUACCCCCCUGUAGAAGAGAAUGGUCGCCUGUACCAUGGUUAUCACAAGGGCAUGUACUUUCUCCCGUGUGACGAGGAGGAACAGGACCGAUUAGAUAUCUUCCACAAAGUGCUGACGGUCGCUCGCGCUUCGGAUGGGUUGAUUUAUGCGCCGCAUCCGCCUAACUCGCGCAUUCUGGAUCUGGGUUGUGGGACGGGCAUCUGGUGUAUUGAGGUUGCCAACAAAUACCCAGAUUCUUUCGUAGUCGGAACCGAUUUGGCCCCCAUUCAACCGACCAAUCGGCCCAAAAACUGCGACUUCCACGCUCCAUUCGACUUUGAAGGCCCCUGGGCGAUGGGUGAAGACUCCUGGGAUCUAAUCCACAUGCAGAUGGGAUGCGGGAGCGUGCAAAGCUGGGAAUCCCUGUACCGGCGUAUAUUUGACCAUCUUCGUCCGGGGGCCUGGUUUGAACAAGUGGAAAUCGACUUUGAGCCUCGCUGCGACGACCGUUCGAUGAACGGCCUAGCCUUGCGCCACUGGUACAACGCCCUCAAAGGUGCCACCGAACACCGGAAUCGACCGAUCGCACACAGCUCACGCGAGACCAUUCGCAACUUGCAGGACGCGGGCUUUACGGAAGUGGAUCACCAGAUUGUCGGUUUGCCGCUGAACCCCUGGCACAAGGACGAGCACGAACGCAAGGUAGCUCGGUGGUACAACCUAGCCAUGUCCGAGAGCAUUGAGGCCCUUGGCUUGGCCACUUUCUCCCGGGCUUGGGAAUGGCCAGUCGACAAGAUUCAGCGGAUAGCGACCGAUGUCAAAUCAGAAGCGUUCAACAAGGAUAUCCACUGUUACAACAUUUUACAUAUAUACCAGGCGCGCAAGCCGCUUGCCAAUUAG